GGCCGGGCCUCUCCCCUGCGCAGGACCCGGCAGAGCGGCGGCAAGGUGCGGCACAAGCGGCAGGCGCUGCAGGACAUGGCGCGGCCGCUCAAGCAGUGGCUCUACAAGCACCGCGACAAUCCCUACCCCACCAAGACCGAGAAGAUCCUGCUGGCGCUCGGCUCCCAGAUGACCCUGGUGCAGGUAUCAAACUGGUUUGCUAAUGCAAGACGUCGCCUUAAGAAUACUGUCCGGCAGCCAGAUCUCAGCUGGGCUUUACGAAUAAAAUUGUACAACAAAUAUGUUCAAGGAAAUGCUGAAAGACUUAGUGUCAGCAGUGAUGAUUCAUGUUCUGAAGAUGGAGAAAAUCCUCCAAGAAACCAUAUGAAUGAAGGGGGAUAUAACAAACCAGUUCAUCACACUGUGAUUAAAACUGAGAGUUCUGUAAUAAAAACAGGAGUGAGACCAGAGACAAGUGCCAGUGAGGAUUAUGUGUCACCCCCCAAAUACAAAAGCAGCUUAUUGAAUCGUUACUUAAAUGACUCAUUGAGGCAUGUCAUGGCCACUAAUGCAGCUAUGAUGGAAAAAACAAGGCAAAGGAAUCAUUCUGGUUCAUUUAGUUCCAAUGAAUUUGAAGAGGAAUUGGUGUCCCCGUCAUCAUCAGAAACUGAAGGCAAUUUUGUCUACCGGACAGAAACUUUGGAAAAUGGACCUAGCAAGUGUGAAAGCGCAGCUAACAGAAAAGGAACAAACAAAGAUGAAACAUACUGGAAGGAAAUCAACGCGGCUAUGGCUCUAACAAACCUCGCACAAGGAAAGGAUAAACUACAGGGAACUACCAGCUGCAUCAUUCAAAAGUCAUCACAUAUAUCAGAAGUAAAGACUGUUAAAGUGCCAUUAGUUCAACAAUUCUGAGAGAAUGGGGGUACCUUUUUUGGCCAAAUGGACGUUCCUAAUAGCAUUGGUUUUCAGUAAAAUCAGACCCACAGAUGCAAAGCAAAUACUGAAAACAGAUUCCUUUUAUGGUCAGUAGAAAAAAAAAAUCUCCCUCAGACUCAGACUUUUUCAUUGUAUUAAAUAAAAUGUUCAACUGCUUCUAUAAAAGGCAUGUAAAUUAUAAAAAAUCAGUUUUUAUCAAAAUAUUAACUUAUUUUAUGUUAAUCAAGUGUGCAUCACUGCAUUGCUAUAAUAAUAAGUGCCUUGCUUUAAAAAAUAAGCUAUAACGUGGGCAUAGUACAACACAAUUAUGCCUCAAAAUGACAUUGCCAUAAUACUUAAUCUUUGUAUAUUAUUCCAAGUGGGCUUGGCAGUCUAGGGCUAAACACAUUAUUGCUGGAAGCCCUUGAGAAUUGCUGCAUAUCUGACUUAUACAAAUUGGUGACUGGUAAGUCUUAAUGAAAAUGUUACAUCUUUGAAAAAAAUCACAGUAUUAUAAAAGUUGUACAGUAAGUUUUUUCAAAGUGACAAUAAGGUUGUUAUGCAUGUUUCUUACCUGAAUAUGCAAUGUUUGAAUACCAAAAUCAUGACUUUGAAUAGUGCAAUACUGUAGAACCCACAUAGAUUUGGGAAAUAUAUUGAUCAUUUGCAUCAAUUUGAAAGUACACUUACAACUCACCAUUGCAUUCAUUUAAAAAAUCUAUAGUUGAAAGGCUGUAGCAAGACCCUCUGAAAAUUUAAAUUGGAUUUCAUACUUCUAAAUUUUUUGUGUUGACUUACUGAAUUUAUUAUAGGAGUAAUGAAAACUCAUUUCUCUUUUAUACUGAUUUCUCUUUGUACCAAUCUAAAUCUAUCAUGCAAUUUUUAUUUGUAUUGGAGCUCAAUAAGAUCCUAUGAUAGAAAUUGUUAUAGCUUGACUAUGUCCAAAAUCCUUUUAUUUUGUAGAUAUUGUAUCAAAUGAAGAGAGUUGAUUGACAAUUCACAUUGCAAUGAGAAAAAAGACAUAAUGAAAACUGUAUAUACUCAAAGUUAAAACUCAAAUUAGAACCAUAUGGAACACGACACUCUGAAAAAUCUGGGCAUUUCACUUAUGAGAGGUUUUUAAGUGGAUACUAAACCAUGCGUUAAAAAUAACAUUCAGAGUUUCUAAACUUGACUGAUACUGAGUGAAAUAAUUAAUGUAAAACCAGAUUUAUUUUUUGGUGUACAAGUUUUUCUUGAAUCAUAUAACAAUAUUCUAAUGAGGUUUACAGUGCUUGAAUAAACAAUGGUAAAGCCAAAUAUAAUUUAUACUAAAUCAGUUACAGAAAACUGGAAAAGAACUAAUUGUUAUGAAGGUUCAGAUAUUUUUUUUUCCCUGUGGGUAACCUAUUCAUUUUUUACUGCUAGCCUCUUUUGGUGAGCCAAUAAUGAACCCAGAUAUUACUUUGAUCCUGCUUCACUUGAAGUCAGUGAUAAAACUCCCUUACGCUUCAGUGGUCGCAGAAUUGGGCCAGUGGUAGAAAUAAUUUGUAAGUAUAGUCUAUUCCAGUUGCAUUAGUCAAGAUACAUAGCAAACAUCAACCUUGAUGUGACUUCUUAGGAUACUCCUUGAUGUAACAUAACAUAUUUUGGGUUUUAUUUAGUGUACAAUGAAAAUGAUUUGAUAUGAAAAUAUUUUGUACAUAUAUAUUUUUACUUUGUUUUCUAAAUUGCUGAUUUGCAUUGACAUAAAGUGCCAAGCUGGAAAUGUAUGUCAUGACUGUAUGAACAGCUGAAGUAUACUUUUUUAUUGACUUGCAUCAUUAUGUGUCUAGAAUUCCAUGACAACAAUUUUUGAUAACUGAGUUUACUGGAUUUUGUCAUAAUAAUGUGAGUUUGUACCUAAGAAUGGGGAGUAAAUACUUCACUCUUGUUCAUACUAUUAUAAGUUAUUCUGGUAUUAAAUAUUUUGUGACAAUAAAUUGUCUUGUCAAACUUUUCCGUUAGAUAUGUCCUCAGUGUUUUUAUUUGAACAAAUGACAACAAUAUUUUUCAUGUUAAAAAAAAAGAUUAUCAGUGACUUCUCUGGGAUAAAACUGGAGAAGCAAACCAUUGUAGAAAUACUUGUUCGUGUCUCUUUUUUUUAAAUGAUCAAAGCACAAAGAAUAACCUGUAAAAUACAUCAAGUUGGUUUUACAUUUAACAAAUACUUGGCAUCAUUUUGUUACAAUUCUCUUUAAUUUAUUUUCUCUAUUGCUGCUUUAAUGUUUUCUGAAAACACAAAUGCUAAUACUGAGUGUUUUUAAAUAACAAGAAUCAUGAUCAAUGCUGAGCCAACAGCUAACGGAGACAAUUAUUUAUGAUGUAGGAAAAACAAACAUUAUUACUAUUGCUCUUCUUUGUUUUGACAUAUGUAACCAUUUUAAUAAAAUAAAUAAAUGCAAAUACA
Molecule: messenger RNA, 3325 nt
Organism: Gavialis gangeticus (Gharial)
Lineage: Eukaryota; Metazoa; Chordata; Crocodylia; Gavialidae
Gene: MKX
Product: mohawk homeobox
Exons: 5
Biological process (GO): regulation of transcription by RNA polymerase II; muscle organ development; cell development
Cellular component (GO): nucleus
Molecular function (GO): RNA polymerase II cis-regulatory region sequence-specific DNA binding; DNA-binding transcription factor activity, RNA polymerase II-specific
Source: RefSeq, a predicted model, not a curated record